Messenger RNA from Lycium barbarum (goji berry), 3292 nucleotides. RefSeq names its product type I inositol polyphosphate 5-phosphatase 4. The record is from RefSeq and is a predicted model, not a curated record. Gene Ontology annotation, molecular function: phosphatidylinositol-4,5-bisphosphate 5-phosphatase activity; inositol-polyphosphate 5-phosphatase activity; phosphatidylinositol-3,4,5-trisphosphate 5-phosphatase activity. The transcript has 14 exons. Gene Ontology annotation, biological process: phosphatidylinositol dephosphorylation. Lineage: Eukaryota; Viridiplantae; Streptophyta; Magnoliopsida; Solanales; Solanaceae. The coding region runs from base 694 to 2394 and encodes 566 amino acids.
CUGGUAAGAAAAGAGUGUUUGUUUUGAGGCAAAUAGCCUAUGUGAGAGAGUUUUUUGCUCCCCUGUACUUUAUUCCCCUUCAAAUUUGAUAUACUACUACCACUACUACUACUUUGCCUUGUUAACCAGAACAAGGUAUUGAAAAUAACAACAUUUACUUAGUCCCCACAAAGCUCUCUCUCUCUCUCUCUCUCUCUCUCUCUCUCUGUAACAUUGUCUUCUUCUUCUUCUUCUACAAUUCUUGAAUCCAACAGUCAUUAAAUUCUGUCUUCCUCUUUUGGGUUCUUGGUUCCUUUAUUAUUUCCUCUAUAUGUAUUUGGACUAGCCAAACAAGUAAAUCCCAACAAGGGUUGUCUCAAUUUCUACUCUGUGUUUCUAUACACAAGCAUAUACAAUGUAUACCAACUGUCACAUCUUCCUUAUCCAGAAUUACUUUCUUUUCAUUACUUGAAUGAAACUCUGGGACCUAUUUGAGUAUAAUCACCUAAUGUUCUGUGUUUUUCUUGAUUCUUGAUCUUUAAACUUCAUUGAAUUGAAAAGAAAAUCCCAAAUUUGUUUACUCGUUGAUCUUAUUCAAAUCCAUUUUGGGAAUAAAAUCAAGAAAUUUCAAUCUGUAGAGUAACAAGGACUAGAAAGAUUCGAUCUUUAUCCCCACAAUUAUUGUACAUUCUCAUCGUAUGAAGUUGUGAUACAAUGAGAGAUGGGAGCUCUAAGAAAACCAAGCUUUCGUGGCCCAAGAGUCUGGUAAAGAAAUGGUUCAAUAUAAAGAACAAAGCUGAUGAUUUCCAAGCUGAUGAUAUUGUCAAUGGAGGUGCUGAUGAUGAAUGGAGGAACAACUUCUCAGAGAGGCAGGCACAGGCACCCACUAUCAAGAAAAGCAAAACAGACAAGUCGAACAGAAGGAAUGCUGAUCGUUUUCAUCGAAGGAAGAUUGACCUUGACACUUCAGAGGUUACAGAUGUGAAUAAUUACCGGAUCUUUGUAGCGACAUGGAAUGUGGCUGGAAAAUCUCCACCUAGUAAUUUAAGUCUUGAUGAUUGGCUUCAUACAUCACCUCCUGCUGACAUCUAUGUUCUCGGGUUUCAAGAAAUUGUUCCUUUGAACGCUGGUAAUGUUUUGGGCACAGAAGAUAAUGGCCCAGCUAGAAAAUGGCUAGCACUCAUCCGAAAAACUCUGAACAGUCUUCCCGAAACAAGUGGUGGUUAUCGUACCCCAUCUCCGGUUCCGAAUCCUGUCGUUGAGCUAGAUGCUGACUUUGAGGGAUCGAUAAGAGAAGAAGUCGCCCCGUCUAAUUUCUUCCAUCGCCGCUCAUUUCAGACACUAAGCCGUAGCAUGAGAGCAGUGGAGAGUGAAAUGUCAAUGCCACGGGAGGCUCAACUUGAUAGGCGAUUUAGUGUUUGUGAUAGAGGUGUCUUUGGGGGAAGGCCAAGUGAUUAUGAUCCAUAUGCCCAAUGGGGUGGUUCCUCUGAUGAUGAAAAUGAAAAUGGUCCAGAUGAUUCACCGGUUACAACCCACUAUUCCCCAAUUUCAUAUAGUGGUUCCGUUUCUUUAGAGGACAGAGACAGACAACCAUUGCAAUCAAGAUACUGUCUUGUUGCGAGUAAGCAAAUGGUCGGGAUAUUUCUAACUAUUUGGAUUAGAAGUGAUUUAAGAGACGAUGUUCGCAACCUGAAAGUAUCUUGUGUUGGCAGAGGAUUGAUGGGUUAUCUUGGGAACAAGGGCUCAAUCUCAGUUAGCAUGUCACUGCACCAAACAAGCUUCUGCUUUAUUUGUAGUCAUUUAACAUCUGGACAAAAAGAGGGAGACGAGCUGCGGAGAAACUCUGAUGUCUUGGAGAUUCUUAAGAAAACAAGGUUUCCAAGGGUUCAUGGCAUAGGAGAUGACAACUCUCCUCAAACAAUCCUCGAGCAUGAUCGGAUUAUAUGGCUUGGGGAUUUGAACUAUCGGAUUGCCUUGUCUUACCGAACUGCCAAGGCACUUGUGGAGAUGCAUAAUUGGAGGGUGCUGUUAGCAAAUGAUCAGCUACGGAUAGAGCAGAGGAUGGGACGCGUUUUUAAUGGAUGGAGUGAAGGAAGAAUAUACUUCCCCCCGACAUACAAGUAUUCAAGUAAUUCAGACAGAUAUGCAGGAGAGGACACACACCCAAAAGAGAAACGAAGAACCCCUGCUUGGUGUGAUCGAAUAUUAUGGUAUGGUCAAGGCUUAUAUCAAAUAUCAUAUGUUCGUGGAGAGUCCAGAUUCUCAGACCAUAGACCAGUUUAUAGUAUAUUCUUGGUUGAGGUCGAGUCCAUCAACCGCCAUCGUAUAAAGAAAAAUUUGAGUUGCGCUGGCUCUAGGGUUGAAGUUGAAGAGUUAUUACCGCAUUCAUAUGGAUAUGGAGGAUAUUAUUACUAAUGUUCAAAUGAAGUAUCCUAUUUCAGAACUCCAUAUUCAGCAGAUGCUUUUAGGCCAGUAAGUCAAGACAUGCAGUUUUGGACCUAAUGCUGCAGAAUUUAGAGGAAAAUUAUUAGCAAGACUCUGCAAAAUGAGAGGACUUCAGAAGGGAUGAGUUUGCUAUCUGAUAAAUCUGCAUUUGUUCUACCUCGAAUCAGAUUUCAGGAGUGGAGCAGAGCAGUUCUGCCAGAUAUAAGAAGAUUCUUGCUGGAAUUUGUUUAUUUGGAUAUGGUUACAGACAAGCAAGAAGUAAUUACACAGAUUCAGAAAUGCAACAUCGAUCAAUUGUUAUACCUCUGAAUGCAAGAGAUAUUAGUUGUUUCAGAGACUCUUGAGAAGUGCUAUGGCCUAAGCGAAGAAUUAGCUCGGAUGCAUAUCAACUUUCUCAGGGUUCUUCAGCUCUUUUGAGGAUUUAAAAAAGAACAUCCUGAUAAAAAAUGUAUGAUGAAAGUUGAUGCAUAGAGAGUCCUUCCACUUUUUAUUUUUUGUGUGGUGGGGAGUGAUAGGUUGUUUUUGUCCUUCAUUCUAUUUGAAGAAAAAGAAACUUUGGCGUGUACUUAUUGCCACAGACAAAUAAGGAGAGAUGAAGAUAUGUUAGGGGGAAUCAAUGACAUUACUGAAAAGCAACGUUUUCCUGAAAAGAAAAAGGAAUCACAGUUUGCUUGGAUGCUUAUUUCUAUUGCUCUACAUGAUCUUUUUACUGUUCUCUUUUUUCUUGUUCAAUUGAUGAGUUUGUAUGUUUGUGGAUGGUCCUCAAGGCAAACUGAAAAAUGGUAGCAAGUGUUUAUUACAACUUAACCAGUGUACUAUUGAAAUUCUGUGGAAAGCACAAAGUAGGGAUUGUGCUUUCUCUCACAUA